Messenger RNA from Spinacia oleracea (spinach), 606 nucleotides. Its product is annotated as trypsin inhibitor BvTI-like. The transcript has a single exon. The record is from RefSeq and is a predicted model, not a curated record. Gene Ontology annotation, molecular function: endopeptidase inhibitor activity. Bases 1 to 606 code for a protein of 201 amino acids. Lineage: Eukaryota; Viridiplantae; Streptophyta; Magnoliopsida; Caryophyllales; Amaranthaceae.
AUGAAUCCCAUCUUCCCCAUAGCAAUCACUUUCCUUGUGUUUCUUUCUGCUCUUCCUUCACUCAACGCCGCUGUUCUCGACAGCGACGGUGAGAUAGUACGCAACAGCGGUGGAUCAUAUUACAUAAUCCCAAAAGGAAGUAGUAAUGGCCUCAGUCUUAAACAAAGAUCCGGGAGCCCAUCAUGCCCACUCUAUAUAACCCGGAAAUCCAACUCUCCAGGUACACCUGUAACCAUCUUUUCCCCUUUUAGAUCACUUUUUAUUCCAGUUUCUGCCAAGGUUAAAAUCAUAUUCCAAGCUAAUGUUACGAGCUGCACGGACUCGCUUGAGUGGCGCGUGACCUCUGACUUGUCUACCGGGAAGCCGUAUGUGGUUGCCGGUGGUGGUGGUCCGUCGGUUUUCAGUUAUUUCUUCAGCAUUGAGCAGGCUGGCAAUGGUGAAAUGGACAAUGUUUAUAAGAUAAACUAUUGUCCACUAAACGGGGAAGAUGAUAAAAACUGUGGUGAUGUAGGUUUUCUUCGGAGGAGUGGAUUAUUGGGUAUUAAUAAUGAGAAGCCACUUUUGCUCCAGUUUAAGAACGCUAAUACUGGAAUGUCUGAGAUGUAA